Messenger RNA from Cyprinodon variegatus (sheepshead minnow), 1287 nucleotides. Its product is annotated as leukotriene-B4 omega-hydroxylase 3-like. The transcript is spliced from 9 exons. The record is from RefSeq and is a predicted model, not a curated record. The annotation marks the transcript as partial. Lineage: Eukaryota; Metazoa; Chordata; Actinopteri; Cyprinodontiformes; Cyprinodontidae. Gene Ontology annotation, molecular function: heme binding; oxidoreductase activity, acting on paired donors, with incorporation or reduction of molecular oxygen; monooxygenase activity.
AAUAAAUGGCAGCGGCUGGUGGCAGAAGGGACAACCAACAUAGAGUUGUUUGACCAUGUCACUCUGAUGACACUGGACAGCUUAUUAAAGUGCGCCUUCAGCUACCAAAGCAACUGUCAGGAGUCCAGCAGUGAGUAUGUUUCUGCCAUUGUAGAGCUUAGCGACCUGGUGAUAGAUCGGCGCUUUCGCAUUUUACACCACUGGGACUGUAUCUACUGGAAAACUCAGCAAGGAAAGAGAUUUAAACAAGCAUUAGGUGUGGUACAGAGGUUCACCAGGGAUGUUGUGCAGAAGCGCCGUGCCCUUAUUGCCCAGCAGGGGGAGACAGAGACACAAACGAACGCAGCCCCACAGAAAAAGAAAGAUUUCGUCGACAUCAUACUUCUGUCAAAGGAUGAAGACGGACAAGGACUCACAGAUGAGGAAAUACAGGCCGAAGCCAACACGUUCAUGUUUGCUGGACAUGAUACGACAGCAAGUGCGAUAUGCUGGACGCUCUACAAUUUAGCUCGACAUCCACACUAUCAGGAAAAAUGCAGGCAGGAAGUUAUGGAGCUGAUGGAGGGACGGAGUGGGGAUGAAAUAGAGUGGGAAGAUCUGUCCAACCUUUCUUUUACCACCAUGUGCAUCAAAGAAAGCCUCAGACUCCACCCUCCAGUCCAGGCUGUAACGAGGAAAUACACCCAGGACAUGACACUGCCAGGAGAUUUAACGGUACCAGAGGGUGUAAUCUGUUUGGUUAGCCUUUAUGGGACACACCACAACCCUGAAGUUUGGAGUAACCCACAUGAGUUUGAUCCUCUGCGUUUUGACCCAGCCAACAUAAAGAGUCACUCUUCUCAUGGCUUCAUCCCCUUCUCCUCUGGUCCCAGGAACUGCAUUGGGCAGAAAUUUGCCAUGGCUGAGCUUCGAGUCGUCUUAGCUUUAACCCUGCUGAAGUUUCGUCUGACCUUGGGUGUUAACCCUGAAUGCAGUAGCAGCUCGGGGACAGUGCGACGUCUCCCCCAACUUGUCCUGCGUGCGGAAGGAGGCCUGUGGAUGCAGCUGGAACCUCUGAAGGAAUCAUGUUUAAGGGAACCUCCAAACAAAUGAGCUAUAUACAUUUUUUUUUUGUCUCAUUGAAACACAUAGAUGCGAUGUGAGAUUGCUCAUUUGACUGUAGCCAAAUGCUCUGCUUCAGUUUAAUUCUAGGCUAAAAAAUAUGUUUGUAAUUGUGAAUGCAAGAUUUACAUAAAAAAAUAUAUAUAUUUAUAUAUGUAUACAUAUAUAUACAUAUAUAUUUAUAUA